UAGAAUUAACUAUAAAUCCAUUUAUUUUAGCCAGACUUAAAUAUAUUUUAUUUCUGAGGAUUUUUUCGGAAACACUAUUCCGGAAUCCUACCGGAAAUAAGUUGGCAAAUAGAAUAGCAUUUCCUUUUAUGACGAGGCAAUUUCGGGAGAACGGUGAGAUAACAGUCGAGACAACAUUUUAAUUUUUUAUAAGAUUCAGAAGCUACGGAAAAUAAGUUAAAUUGUAGAAAAAACAUGCCAAAAGAAAAAUCAACGAGGGCGAAAAAGAAGAAGGGAGGUGAUGUUAUGAGAAAGGGGCGAACAAAUAAAAAUGUGGAAGGUCCAGUUGAAUUUCAAGAGCAGACGACAAUGGAGACAUCAACAAAUAACGGAUUUGAGGGAGAAAUGGAUGUAUCACCCAGAGAUGAACCAUCGGGAUUCCGCAUGGAGAAUUCCAGGGAAACCAUUCGAGAACAACAGGUAUGGGUAGUGGGCUCAUCAAUAGUCAAAAGAGCAUUUUUAGCAGCUAGAAUCAGACCAGAUGGAGUUAACUUGGGACUAAUGGAUAGAUUAAAUGUGUCUAUUUGGUGGCAAGGAAAAGGGGGUAUGGGCUGGUAUGAAAUGUACAACAAGAUCAAAACAUUGCUGAAAGUUGCUGACCCUCCUGAUUACAUUAUUCUACAUUGUGGUGGUAAUAAUAUUGGGUACACACCAAUCAAACAGCUUAUACAAGAUAUGAAAGGUACAAUUGACAAAAUUUGGAAACUUUUACCCAAUACAAAGCUUGUAUGGUCACAAAUAUUGCCUAGAAAGAACUGGUAUUCAUCAGAUAGCAUAGAAAAAAUGAAUAAUUCUGCAAAAAGAAUCAACAGUUCAGUGGCGGCUUAUAUAGUAAGGAAUGGGGGAUGUUAUAUCAAGUAUUUGGAUAUCAAACUUGUAAACACAAAUCUUUUUGAGGCAGAUGGGGUCCAUAUAUCAAAUAUAGGCAAUGAAAUUUUUCUCAACAACAUUAGUGCAGGGUUAGAACAAUUUAUAACGAAUGGAUGGCAAGUGUAUCCAAAGUUAUACUAGAAUUUGGACGGGGUAUUUUGUGGCAAGGUCUUGGCUCCAGGAACUAGCCGCUUCCCCCCCCCCCCCCCCUUGGUGGCGGUGGCUUCAAUGGUUAAUAUUGUAACCAUUUCCGCCAUGUGGAAGAAUGCGCGUCUGGUUCCUGUGAUUGGACAUUGAAUGAUUUGAUUGGACAAUAUUGUAUGUAUUGAAUUAUUUGGUGACAAUUUGGUCACAUAUAUAUAUGAUACACUUUGAUUGCCGCUCACCGGAAUCAUAGUCAUAUGGUUUUUUGUU
Ostrea edulis (European flat oyster) is the source of this 1323-nucleotide messenger RNA. RefSeq lists its product as uncharacterized. The record is from RefSeq and is a predicted model, not a curated record. Bases 235 to 1050 code for a protein of 271 amino acids. Lineage: Eukaryota; Metazoa; Mollusca; Bivalvia; Ostreida; Ostreidae. The transcript has 2 exons.